Molecule: messenger RNA, 1945 nt
Organism: Ipomoea triloba (trilobed morning glory)
Lineage: Eukaryota; Viridiplantae; Streptophyta; Magnoliopsida; Solanales; Convolvulaceae
Product: hexose carrier protein HEX6-like
Exons: 2
Coding region: 329-1855 (508 amino acids)
Biological process (GO): monosaccharide transmembrane transport
Cellular component (GO): membrane
Molecular function (GO): monosaccharide transmembrane transporter activity
Source: RefSeq, a predicted model, not a curated record
AACUUCAAAAAUUAGGUGUAUGUGUAUGUGUAUUAGUGUGUAUAUAUAUACCAUAGAUCAGAAGGAAUAUAUAUAUAUAUAUACACACACACACACACAAUACUCUAGGCUUUAGCUGAGGUUGAACUUGUAACAUUUAGUCCAAAUUGUUAGCAACAUUUGACUAUACUGAUGUUGAUCCAUGCAGCCAUUUUGGACUGCUAAGACUGGCUGGUAACACCUCUCUUAUUAGCUUUCUACUACCCAUAACAUAAAAAUCCUUUCUGCUUAUUCAAGUCCUCUCCUUUAAAAUCCACUGAAAAAAAAAAAACAAGAACAGAAGACAACUAUGGCAGUGGGAAUGUCCAUAACAAAUGAACCUGGGAACUAUAAUGGCAGGAUGACACCAUUCGUCGUGCUGUCUUGUAUGAUGGCUGCCAUGGGAGGUCUUAUCUUUGGCUAUGAUAUUGGGAUUUCAGGAGGUGUGACCUCAAUGGAACCAUUUCUGAAAAGGUUCUUCCAUGAUGUGUAUACUAAGAUGAAGGAAGACAGUGCAGAAGUUAGCAACUACUGCAAAUUUGACAGUCAGCUGUUAACAUUGUUCACAUCUUCAUUGUAUGUGUCUGGUCUGUUUGCUUCCUUGUUGGCUUCAUCUGUGACCCGAGCCUGUGGGCGAACGCCCUCGAUUCUUAUAGGAGGAGUGGCCUUCCUAGCCGGAGCAGCCCUUGGCGGGGCAGCCAUUAAUGUUUACAUGCUGAUUUUGGCCAGGGUUUUGCUUGGCAUUGGGAUUGGCUUUGCCAAUCAGGCAGUGCCAUUGUAUCUGUCAGAAAUGGCGCCCGCAAAGUACAGAGGAGGAAUCAACAUUAGCUUUCAAAUGUGUGUAGGCAGUGGGGUGCUAAUUGCAAACCUGAUAAACUAUGGGACUGAGAAGAUCAGAGAGGGAUGGGGGUGGAGAAUCUCUCUGGGAUUGGCUGCUGUUCCAGCAGCAAUGCUAACGCUGGGCGGGAUUUUUCUGCCCGAAACAGCCAACAGUCUGAUUCAGCGUUGCAAUGAUCAUGACAGAGCGAAGAGGAGGCUGCAGAGAGUUCGCGGGACUGAUGAUGUGCAGGCCGAGCUGGACGAUCUCGUUGCUGCUAGCGAGGCUUCAAGAACCAUCAAACGCCCUUUCAAGAACAUCUUGCAGAGAAGGUACAGGCCUCAAUUGGUGAUGUCGAUCGCCAUCCCAUUCUUCCAGCAGGUCACGGGAAUCAACGUGAUAGCUUCGUAUGCCCCAGUCCUUUUCAGGACAAUUGGAUUAGGCGAAAGUGCGUCACUCAUGUCAGCUGUUGUAACCGGGGCAGUAGGCCUAUUCACAACUUUCGUUUCAAUGCUGAUCGUCGAUAAACUAGGUAGACGACGGGUGUUAAUCAUAGGAGGAAUACUAAUGUUUCUCACCCAAAUGACAGUAGGGGGAGUGAUGGCUGCUAAGUUAGGGAACCAUGGAGGACUAACCAAAGGUUGGGCAAUUUCAGUUUUGUUACUAAUUUGCAUUUAUGAUGCCGGUUUUGGGUUUUCGUGGGGGCCUUUGGGGUGGCUGAUUCCAAGUGAAAUCUUUCCACUGGAAAUCAGAUCAGCAGGGCAAAGCAUCACAGUAGCAGUGAACUUUUUCUUCACCUUUUUGGUUGGCCAAACCUUUUUGGCAAUGCUUUGCCACUUCAAGUAUGGGAUUUUCUUCUUCUAUGGAGGGUGGGUUGCUGUUAUGACAACCUUCGCGUACUUCUUGUUGCCGGAGACCAAAAAUAUGCCAAUUGAGAAAAUGGAUAUAGUUUGGAGAGAUCACUGGUUUUGGAAGAAAUUUGCAGAAGUUAAGUACUAUGAUGAGGAAUAUAAUAUAUGAGAAUCUAUUAUUCCAAUCCAUUUGAUUAAGACAUUGUUUUCAUAUGGUACUGUUAUUGUCUCUUUGUUUCUGUUUGAUGUCAAUGCCAAA